GUAACCGGAAGUUAUAUUUUCCUAGACUUUACACGGGUGCUACGCAAAAAAAUGUCUGUGCGCUGUGAAAAGAGAUGAUUCGUUACAAAAUGAGAUGUAUUCUAAAAUACGCAGUAUAACCUUAGUUUAUUUCACAGACAAAACCUACAUUGUUCAUAUUUAAAAGCUACUGGUGUUUUACUUUGAAAAGUUCCAAGGGAUGUAGAUGUUGUUAAUAACCCCCUUUAGGUUCAGUUAGGGUCAGGAUCUACGAAAGGGACACACCACAUAACGUGUCUCUGUCAUUCCCGUGGUGUUUUCACACAGCCUGAGCAAUUAUGUCAAUGAAACAUGCCCAGCCUCACUUCAGCCAGUCUCAGGUGACUGAGAUGAUGAAGAGGCUCUUCGACCUGACGCCAUCAGAAAUCCGCUCUCUGCCGAGCUAUGAUGACCAGAACUUUCAUGUGGUGUCCGCUGAAGGUGGCGAGUACGUCCUGAAGAUCAUGAACUCAGAGGACAGCAAGAACUACGUCCUGAUUGAGAUGCAGACAUAUGCUAUGUCUGUCCUUCAUGAGAACGGACUUCCUGCACAAACAGUCGUGCCCACCACCUCAGGACAGCUCAUGAGCCUGGAAGAAACAGAUUGCGGCUGUGGCCCACAGAAGUACCUGGUGCGGCUGAUGACUUAUUUGCCUGGGACCACCGUUUCCAAGGUCCCUUUAACACCACAGUUACUGUAUGAAAUUGGCAAGACAGCAGCCAGGAUGGACAAAAUCCUGCACAAGAUGGAGCACCCUCAUCUUGGCGUGCUGCAGAGAGAGAAUUUCAGGUGGAGUCUGUCAAAUAUUCCCCUCCUGGAAGGUUACAUCCAUUUAUUAGAUGGAGAACCUCUUCAGGAGGUUGUGAAGUCUGUCAUUCAUCAGUACAAGACCUCUGUGAUCCCUAAACGCUCCAAUUUCCGCGAGUGCAUUAACCAUGGGGACUUCAAUGAACUCAAUGUGCUUGUACAACCUGAGGGUGAUGGCCACAGGAUUUCUGGCAUUCUUGACUUUGGGGACAUGAACACUGGCUACUUCAUCCAUGAGCUCGCCAUCGCUAUCAUGUACAUGAUGACCAUACACCCAGAACCUGUAGAUGUGGGUGGACCUGUCCUCGCAGGGUGGGAAAGUGUCCUUCCUCUCAACGAGGCAGAGAAAGAUUGUCUCUAUGUGCUGGUGCUGUCCCGCUUCUGCCAGUCGCUGGUUUUAGCUCGUCACUCCGUGAUGUUGCAUCCAGAAAAUGAAGAGUAUCUGAUGAUUACAUCCAGGAGGGGCAUCCACGUUCUCCAUCGACUCUGGGAGCUUGGAAAAGAGCAGGUGGAGAAGGUGUGGUUUCAGAGUGCUGCUCAGUUCAGUGACAAGAAGUGAAAAAUUAGUAUGAAAGCCAUUCACCCUUUCAAUGAACAACAGGGUGAUUCUGCUGAGCCUUUUUUUGUGAAUCAAGUGUAAUUUUAAGAUCACCAGUAAAAAGAAUAGAUUAUGUUUCAACACUAAAAACAUUUUGCUCUUGACAUUCAGACAUAAUGUAGUAGGAAUACUAUACAGUGUCUGAAUCCAAGAUGACUAAGGUAGCAGAUAUAAAGGUAGCAAUAGUAACAAUAGAUCAUGUACUGUAAAAGCAAAAUGUCUAUCAAAGAAAGCAUUUAAAAAGAAGAUAGGGAAAAGUGCUUUUUUGUGUAAUAAGUGCCUAAAGUCACGAGGGAUUAUACACUCCAGUGGAUGUGUACCUUGGUGCUUCUCUGUAUGGUAACAGGCCACUUGGCCAGGCAUUGGAUUGAUUUUUAUGACAUUUCACAAAGAAAGAGACUGUUUACAGCAAACACAUCAGCAAUGUAAGAGACUACAGCGUCUCCUCUGUAACAGAUUUUAUACCUUGACCAGCCAGUUUCAUUAGAUUUACCAAUAAUAAAGACAAAUGUAAUGCUCAGGUCACAUGUCAACUAAAGUGCAAUAAUGUCCUGCUAUAUGGAUUGUUGUGCACAUGAGACCUUUGUACAGUUAUACAUUAUGUUUCUCUGGGAAAUCUACCUCAACUUUCAGACUGUGUGUUUUAUACUUUGCCUGGGUCCAAAUGUUAACAGUUUAAUACUGUUAUACUGCUCCAAUUAGACCAAUAAACAAAAGAACAGCCCCUUAAAUACUCGGUUGCUAUUUUUUAUAUAUACUUAAAAGUGUGUCAUAAAUGUGUAUGAGUGGAGUGGUGAGAAACAGUUUUUAACUCAGUUUCUUCCAAACAGAAAAGGGCUUAAACGUGGGGAGUGAAGCUACACGACACACUAAGAAUACAGAGGAGACUGUCUAACAAGUGAAAGGGACAAGUAUCUUUUAUAUUUACAAGUCAGUCAGAGUCUUGGUGACCCAGAGAAAAUAUUCUUGACCACUUGCAGGAACAUUAGUGGUUAUUUGCUUCAGGUUUGGAGUCUAUAUCAUAUUGUAUAAUUGCUGUAUAUCACUGCUGUGUAACCAAUUUAAUUUUACCAUUGCACAACAUGUCAUAAAUAACUCUCCUCUCUUCAAGAGAAUUUGUACUUACUGUCACAUUUUUACCUUUAUCUGUUCCUCAGCUGACUAAAGGGCACGUCUGCAUUUAUCCAAUAGAUAAUGUAUUUUUAUGGUCAUUGGACCUGCAUCGUAAAACAUCUUUUGAGUUACUACACUUGUAAAACAGGAAAUUGGUCAGUGUAGUUAAUACCUAACUCACGUACAAGAAGUGCUGAUUUCAAAAAGAAAAAUACAUCAUGAGUGUGAAGGUCUUUGCAUGAGCUUUGCUCGAGAAAGCCGCAAGCACUAAUUUCACAGGCUGAGAAAUCUGCCAGUUCUCAACAGACAUGUUUUGAACGAGCACUACACUAGUGAUAACAAAUGAAACCGACACUUUAAAAACUACCAUUAAAAGAACCAUUACUAUCGGAGCUUAUCAGUAGCAUGGUCUUCAAUAAUUUUGCCCUGGGGCCUGUUUAAUACUGGGUUUCAGUACUCAUACCUAGCUAUACCACUCAGAGGUUGAGGCUGCCGAUUGAAUAGGCCGUUAUGUAAUUAUUUCAUGCAUUUCUGCAAAGAAAAUUAGUGAAAUUGUUAGAUUUAAAGUUUAAAAAUUUCAAGAUAUAAACUUAAACGUCACAGAAAAAGGGAACGGACAGACGUGAACAAAAGCUUUACUCACAGAGCCUUCACUUUCUGCUGAAAAGCCUCAUUCUGAGUUAGAAAAGUACACAGUUAAGACAAUCAAAGAGCUAAUAGAACAAUGGCCGAGCAUCAGGGAGAAGAAAACACUAAAUCUGUCAGAAAUGAAGCCUGUUAGGUAUGAAUGAUUGUUACAAUUUGAGGAAAAUACAUAUUAUAGACAUGAAAUUAUAGAAAACUUUUUCAAUCAGGAAAACUGAACCCUGACGUUAUAUUCAGAAGAAACAAUUGGCUCGAAAUUCAGCCAAAUUGCUCUUCUUAGACAAAAUUCCUGCAGUUACUCACUAUUUGGGUUAAUUCUACAGUUUGAGUUGCUCUGUACUGUUAUUGUAAUGCAUUGGAUAGAUAUGAAAUAUCUAUAAAAUACGUCACGUAGUCAGGGGUUUUCAGUUUAUCUAAUGUAAGAAAAAAAUGGGUUCCUUGAGGAAAAAGGUUAGGAACCACUGGUUUAUGCCAGCGAUCAACAACUGGAGAUCUGAAGGGCACAUCCGGAAGGAGAAAUCUCGCAAGAAAUCUCGCAAGAAAUUGAAGAACGGAGGAGGAGAGAGAGAGAGAGGCGCAACAGGUAGAGGACGAGAGAGGAGGAAUGGCUGCUGCAAGGCUGCGUAGCUCUGGAGAUUGGUGGUGUACCUGUGAAUGCUGUGCCCCAGUGCCCACAGAAGAGGAAUGCCUCUGUUGCAAGGAAUGGGACCGGUUGCAGCCUUAUUUUCAAGGUCUGGAUGUGACCGAGGAC
Molecule: messenger RNA, 3933 nt
Organism: Epinephelus moara (kelp grouper)
Lineage: Eukaryota; Metazoa; Chordata; Actinopteri; Perciformes; Serranidae
Product: hydroxylysine kinase-like
Exons: 5
Coding region: 318-1385 (355 amino acids)
Molecular function (GO): amino acid kinase activity
Source: RefSeq, a predicted model, not a curated record